Closterium sp. NIES-65 is the source of this 1743-nucleotide messenger RNA. The record is from the annotation of a GenBank genome assembly. NCBI's taxonomy places the organism in Eukaryota, Viridiplantae, Streptophyta, Zygnematophyceae, Desmidiales, Closteriaceae.
AUGGGGAGAACAGUUCAACCUGUGCAAGGGGCACCGGGAAUGGAGCUCGGGGAAGGGGGGAAGCCUGGCUCAGCGGGAGGGAGGGGGGAGGGGCUGUUGGCGGGGGGACUAUGCGGAACUGAGAUGGGCGGAGGUGGCGUGGGGAAAGGAAAGCGCGUGGCGGGAGCGUGGCCUUCUCACGGUUUCCGCGAUGGCGCCAACGUCGUCACCAUUGCGCAUACUUUCCACCAUCAAGUCACUUCGUCGAUUCUCGUCACUCCGUCGGUGUCUGCUACUCCACCCUUCGUCCCUAGCCAUCGCUUCUCUCUCCAUCUUCUCCUCCUUCCCUUCAGCCUAGUCUCGACGGCUCCAGACGAUUUCCCGCCUCCCCAUCCCGACGAUGUCGCCGCGUUAAUCGCGGUCAAGGCGACUUGGGGCGAAUUCCUGGGCUCCGACACGUGGCGCGUAACCCGCUCUUGCCGCGAGUGGAAAGGCGUGACGUGUGACCCAUCCAGCGGUCGAGUCAGGCGGAUCGAUUUGUCAGGAUGUCAGAUUCAGGGGAGGCUGCAUAGGGAUAUCGGCAAUCUUCCCGCUAUGGAGUCACUCAUUCUAAGCAACAACGAAAUCGACGGUUUCUUGCCCGCCACUUUAUCUCGUUUAUGGAAGCUGCAGUCGCUGUUUCUAGAUAGGAAUGGAAUUAGUGGGCAUAUCCCGGCUGGGUUGGGCUCGUUACCGAAUCUUCGCAUGCUCGACUUUGGUUACAACAAUUUGACCGGCACGAUCCCAGACGAUAUCGGUAACAGUAGUUCGAUCACUUCGCUCAUUCUACAGCACAACCAGAUUGGCGGGAAGAUCCCGCCCUCGUUAGGAGCAUCCCCGUCUUUGUCUGUGCUCAUCCUCAAUAACAACCGCAUAGAUGGGCAGAUUCCGUACGCGAUAGGAACAGCUUCGAAUCUGUAUUCGCUGGACUUGAGUCACAAUCGACUGUACGGACGGAUUCCCGAUGUGUUCUCGCAUUCGCCCAGCCUUUACAUGCUCAAUGUGGCGAAUAAUUUUCUCACCGGUCAGCUGCCCGAUUUCCCUGCGAAAACUGGCGAUAUCAACGGCGAAUCCGAGUUUUUCGUCGACGUGUCAAACAACUACUUGUACGGGCCGCUGAAAAUGAUGAUGGGAAACGUUUCAAUCUGCCCGACAAGUGACCGCGUGCCUGGCUUGCGGGUUUCAGUGGGGGGGAACUGCAUGUCCGGUUCUUUCAGCUGCCCCGCUACACUUUCUCCAGCCUCAGCGAAAACCCGCCAAUUGCAACGCGUUCUGCAAAACAUUUCGUUCGCCGGGCAGUGCGGCGGGCAGGGAACAUGCAUUCCCAAAAGCUCGGUUUCUCAACGGCUGAUGCGGAAUGUGACGUGUGCUUGUAACGAGGGCUACCUGCCCGACCCUAAAGAUCCUUUUGCAUGUCGCGAGGAGGGGGAGCUUUUGGAGCAAAAGGAGGACGUAUUGCGGAAAGAAGCACUGUGGAGGGCGGAGGCGGCGGGGGAAAGCGGAGGAGAGGCGGAGGGGGAGGGGGAAGAGGAGGAGGGGAAGGGCAAUGGGGUGUCGGUCGGAGAUUUAGCAGAGCAGGAAGCGGAAACAGGUGGGGCGGAAGGGGGAGAUGAGGUGAGCGUGGGGGAGUGGGGAGAGGUGCAGGUGGGGAGAAGGGCGGGGGAAGGACGGGGGACGGGGGAAGCGGGGGGAGCGGGAGGAGCAGGGGGAGCGGCGGAGGGGUAG